GGCGGGGCUGGUCCGGGCACCAGAGCCAGUUUGACGGAAGGAGCGGCGCGGUCGGUGGCGGAGGAGAAUGGAGGCGGUCGUAUUCGUCUUCUCUCUCCUUGACUGUUGCGCGCUUAUCUUCCUCUCAGUGUACUUCAUAAUUACAUUGUCUGAUUUAGAAUGUGAUUACAUUAAUGCUAGAUCAUGUUGCUCGAAAUUAAACAAGUGGGUAAUUCCAGAAUUGGUUGGCCAUACUGUUGUCACUGUAUUAAUGCUCAUUUCAUUGCACUGGUUCAUCUUCCUUCUCAACUUGCCUGUUGCCACUUGGAAUAUAUAUCGGUUCAUUAUGGUGCCAAGUGGUAACAUGGGAGUGUUUGAUCCAACAGAAAUACACAAUCGAGGGCAGCUGAAGUCACACAUGAAAGAAGCCAUGAUCAAGCUUGGUUUCCACCUGCUCUGUUUCUUCAUGUAUCUUUAUAGUAUGAUUUUAGCUUUGAUAAAUGACUGAAGCUGGAGAAGCCGUAGUUGAAGUCAGCCUACACUACAGUGCACAGUUGAGGAGCCAGAGACGACUUAAAUCAUCCUUAGAACCAUGACCAUAGCAGUAUAUUUUUUCCUCUUUGAACAAAAAAUAUUUUUGCUGUAUUUUUACCAUAUAAAGUAUUUAAAAAACUUGAA
Molecule: messenger RNA, 657 nt
Organism: Physeter macrocephalus (sperm whale)
Lineage: Eukaryota; Metazoa; Chordata; Mammalia; Artiodactyla; Physeteridae
Gene: CNIH4
Product: cornichon family member 4
Exons: 5
Coding region: 68-487 (139 amino acids)
Biological process (GO): endoplasmic reticulum to Golgi vesicle-mediated transport
Cellular component (GO): endoplasmic reticulum membrane; COPII-coated ER to Golgi transport vesicle
Source: RefSeq, a predicted model, not a curated record